This is a messenger RNA of Argiope bruennichi, 8693 nucleotides long. Its product is annotated as solute carrier family 12 member 7-like. Gene Ontology annotation, molecular function: potassium:chloride symporter activity. Gene Ontology annotation, biological process: cell volume homeostasis; chemical synaptic transmission; chloride transmembrane transport. Bases 1401 to 4736 code for a protein of 1111 amino acids. The record is from RefSeq and is a predicted model, not a curated record. NCBI's taxonomy places the organism in Eukaryota, Metazoa, Arthropoda, Arachnida, Araneae, Araneidae. Gene Ontology annotation, cellular component: membrane. The transcript has 26 exons.
GGAAAAUUUUAUUAACCAAAGGUGGAAAAUCCUUAAGAAUUCAGAUAAAAAUAUUUUAAUUACUAAUUGAAAAAUUAUCGAAACAUGCUUUGAAAUUGACGGAUGUGAAAGACAUGAUAGCAAAUGCAUUAAUUUGAUCAGACAUUAUAUUCAGAACUUUUGAAAUAACUGAAAAGUUGAAAAAAAUGACAUCAUGAACAUUGAUUUAAAAUUAUAUUUCAAAUUUACUUUCACAAAGUUGCUGGAUUAACAUUCGAAUAUCUACAAAAUAGAUUAUGUAAUCCUAACAAAGAAUUGGUGAAAUGCACUAGCUGUCACGAAAUGUUUACAUUGAAAAAAAGAAUGUUAGAAAAAAAAUGAUUUACUGAUCCAACGAACAUCUUCUUGCAGAAACAAACGAUAGCAUUAGCAAACAUUUCCAGAUAAUGAUAAACUAUUCAAACACAGAGUGCUCCGAUGAAUAUUAAAAAGAAAACGUGCAAAAGAUUUCUAAUUAUGAUUAAACAAAAUUCUCAUUGAAUUCUUAUAUGACAAUUUUCUCUUAAAUUUUUUUUUAAUGUUAAUGCUCUGAUAACCAACUAACAAACUAUCGAACCUCCCCCUGCUCCAACACCCCUGCUCUAAAGUCGUAGGUUCCAGCGCGAGUUCCAAACGGCUGAUCAGAGGGGUCGAAAGAUCGAUCCCCGGCACGCCAGCAGGGUGGCGCUGUCUUGCAGCAGAAGCAUCUCUGGCUCGGAAGGACCCCGGUUCGGCACAGCGCCAGCAAAAGACUUCUCCUAGCAUUCUUGUGGCAUCACUGCAUCACCUGCUCCUCCGUAUCCGAGGGACUGAGGGAGGCGGAGAGAUCUCAUCCCCACGCUCCUUGAGGGAUGCAAGCGUGAUUGAUCAGAGGAUCGUCUCGAGUGUGCUCUGCUCUUCCUCAUCAGCGGCAUGUGGGUGAUUGGUGUAGCAUCGGUAUUGCUUUUGUUGCAUUGAGUGAAGUGCUCGUAUUAGUGUCUCAUUAGGAGCUUGAUUCCUAGGAUUUCGUUAGAGUGGAUUCUACUGUAUAAAAAAAAAAUAUCAGAAAAUAUUUGUAUAGAUAUUUAAGACUUCUUAGUAGAUAUAAAUAGAUACAGGAGAAUCCAAUCGAUUUUCAGAAAAUUCAGUAUUAUAAAAAAAGUUAAUUAGCAUUAACAGUAGACUAUCUUAGAUCUGAACGAUCACAUAAUUAGUUUCUAUUCAAUAAAAGAAAGAAAGAAGAAUUUGUGAAAGAGCGCACUCACUAGCAAAACGAUUUAGUCAAACUCUAGUCAUUUUUGGAGUGAAAUGACUCUUCAUGACUGUUGAUCAUCAUUGAUAAUUAGUCAAUUAACUUAGGAAUUUUUGAAAUAGAGACUGAACUAAAGAAUUAGCGUUGAAAAAUGGCGGAAGAAGGUGCCACUUCGAAAUUCGAAGUGACACAAGCGAAGACCCCCGAUGAUUCGACGUUGAGCCCUAUGUCACCAACAUCUUAUAGCAUAAGCGAUAAUGACAGAACAACUGACAGGCUUUUACCGGGAGAUGGACAUCAGUCUGACGACCAUGCAAGCCAGGAUAAAGAAAAAGCGACUUUUGACAAGAACCUCUACCUCUAUAGCGAGGAAAUGGCGGAAAGACCCCACGUGGCCAGUCUGCUCAACACCUUGGCCAACUAUGACGUCUCUAUCCCGACCGUCGAGGAUCAGCAGCAGGAAGGAAAGGCCGCCCCCAAGAAAGCCAAUCUCGGAACGAUAGCCGGAGUCUACUUACCAUGUAUUCAAAAUAUUUUCGGCGUCAUCUUUUUCAUUCGAUUGGUAUGGAUUGUGGGUACUGCAGGGGCGAUCGUCGGUUUCAUCACUGUCUUCUUGUGCUGCUGUGUGACUUUCACGACUGUCAUUUCCUUGAGUGCUAUUGCGACGAAUGGUAUAGUACCGGCGGGUGGCUCCUACUUCAUGAUAUCUCGGUCCUUGGGCCCCGAGUUCGGUGGCGCGGUAGGAAUACUCUUCUACUUAGCCACGACGCUGGCGGGUUCCAUGUACUUGGUAGGAGCCGUAGAGAUAUUUCUGAACUACUUAGCACCGCAACUCUCGCUCUACGGCGACUUCAGAGACGAUCAGGAGAUCAUGUAUAACAACUUUCGGACGUAUGGCACCAUUCUUCUCGUACUGGUCGGCAUUAUGGUGUACAUCGGCGUAGCCUUCGUCAGCAAGCUGGCUCCCAUCGCCUUGCUCUGCGUCAUCUUGUCUAUCGUCGGUGUCUACGUGGGGGUCUUCGUCAAUAUGGAUGGAAAAGAAGGUGUCGACUUUUGCGUUCUGGGAGACAGAAUUCUCACUUCGAAAAACAACGUGGUAUGCAGCAAGGACAAAAACGACACCAAUUCUCUGUUCUACACGUACUGCAAAAAACAUGCUAACUCUACUGCCAGCAACAAUACAGAGGACAUCAUCUGGCAGUGUGAUCCGUAUUUUGAAGCAAACGAGGCUAAAUUGCUUCCAGCUAUACCUGGACUUUCCAGUGGAGUAUUCUGGGAUAACAUCGUGGUCCGGUUCCGUGACAAGGGAGACAUCAUCGAUUUGUCAGAUGAUCCAGAACAGUACCAACCCAAGGGCCGAGAUACAUAUAACCAAAUUCUAGUCGAUAUAGCAACGUCCUUUACGUUAUUGGUCGGAAUCUUCUUCCCAUCUUGCACUGGUAUCAUGGCUGGCUCUAAUCGGUCUGGUGAUUUAGCCGAUGCUCAGAAAUCAAUUCCCACUGGAACACUCGCUGCACAACUGACAACUUCCUUUGUCUAUUGUUCCGGCGUAUUUUUAUUUGCUGCCUCCUACAACAACCUUUUCCUUCGGGACAAGUUCGGCGAAAGUGUAGGAGGUAAUUUAGGAGUAGCGAUGUUAGCGUGGCCGCAUCCAAUGGUCAUUGUGAUAGGGUCCUUGCUGUCCACCAUUGGUGCUGGUAUCCAAUCACUUACAGGUGCCCCUCGCCUGUUGCAGGCCAUCGCCAGGGAUGGCAUCAUUCCUUUCUUGAACGUUUUCGAAUACAGCAACUCAAGGAAUGAACCAACUAAAGCUCUCUUCCUCACACUCACUAUAUGUGAAUGUGGAAUAUUGAUUGGAAAUUUAGAUCACAUUGCGCCCAUUCUUACCAUGUGUUUCUUGAUGUGUUAUAUGUUCGUAAAUCUUGCCUGUACCCUCCAAAGUUUGCUCAAAACCCCUAACUGGAGACCUCGCUUCCGUUGUUAUCAUUGGUCAAUGUCCUUACUGGGAGUCUUACUCUGUUUAGCUGUGAUGUUCAUAAGCAGUUGGUAUUACGCGCUAGCUUCCAUGGCUCUCGCUGGACUCAUCUAUAAAUAUAUUGAAUUUAGAGGGGCUGAGAAAGAGUGGGGAGAUGGCAUCCGUGGUCUCGCCUUAUCCGCUGCUCGCUACAGUCUCCUGAGGCUGGAAGAAGGGCCACCCCACACGAAGAACUGGAGGCCCCAGAUCCUUGUUCUAUGUAAACUUAACUCCGAUCUAGUGCCCAAACAUAGAAAACUCAUCUCCUUUGCUUCCCAACUGAAAGCUGGCAAAGGAUUGACUUUAGUAUCGUCAGUGAUAGAAGGGGAAUUUACGAAGAAGCACAGUGAAGCUCAGGCUGCUAAAUUGAGUCUUAGGAAAGUGAUGACUGAAGAGAAAGUUAAAGGUUUCGCCGAAGUGGUAGUUUGUCCCAGUAUAGCGAAUGGUUUGAGUCAUUUAAUUCAAACAACUGGAUUAGGAGGUCUUAAACAUAAUACUGUGAUAAUGGGUUGGCCAUUCGGAUGGAGGCAGAAUCCAGAGGCUGGAAGAAUCUUUAUUGAAAACGUCCGAAAUGUGGCUGCUAGCAAAAAUGCCCUGUUGAUUCCGAAAGGCAUUGACCAGUACCCCGAAAUCACUGGCAAAAUAUCUGGACAUAUCGAUGUAUGGUGGAUUGUCCAUGACGGUGGCUUGCUAAUGUUGUUGCCCUUCCUACUGAAGCAACAUCGAGUAUGGAAGAACUGCAAGCUAAGGAUUUUCACCAUUGCCCAGCUGGAAGACAACAGCAUUCAGAUGAAGAAAGAUUUGUCUACUUUCUUAUAUCAUCUGCGAAUUUCCGCAGAAGUUGAAGUAGUUGAAAUGGUGGAUAGUGAUAUAUCAGCCUACACAUAUGAGCGCACACUUAUGAUGGAACAAAGGUCCCAAAUGUUGAAGCAUCUAAAACAAAGAAGGGGGACUCUAACUGUGGUGCAAACCAUUAAAGACAGCGCCAAUCAAUCCUCCUCCAAACUUAACAAAGUUCAAUUCAUUGAGAUGCCGGAUCAAGACGCGGAUCUGGUGGACGUAGAUGCGACGAGUGACACCUCUCCCUCCAAAGAGGACAAAAGCCCACCCAACGAGAAGGGAUCCCCACCUGCUCUGGCUCCAUCUAUCUCCAUCGAAGCGUGUGAGGAGCCUCCAGCCGAAAACGACAUCAAGGCGGCAGCCGAACCUGAGAAGACAGGAGACAGCAAAAUGCUGCUGGCGAAACCGGACGAAGCAAAUGUCCGACGGAUGCACACAGCUGUGAAACUGAACGAAGUCAUCACAAGUAAAUCACAAGACGCUCAACUCGUUUUCAUUAAUUUGCCUGGCCCUCCAAAGAUAAAGGCAGGAGAAGAGAACUAUAUGGAAUUCAUUGAAGUGCUCACCGAGGGACUGGAGAGAGUGUUGAUGGUUCGUGGUGGAGGACGAGAAGUGAUCACAAUCUACUCUUGAAGCACCAGGAACCGGCGGCAUCUGCAGAGGCAGGUGGUAAUACGGGUGAGCGUCUCAUUUCUUCAAAAAAAAGGAAACAAGCAGCUGCCUAGUUUAAACCAUGGAUGCACUAUCUGUUGUUCCAAUACCAUAGAAAACAAGUUACGAUUUGGUUCUCUUUUCCUACCUGAUUUCAUUCUGUAAUAGCGCUGUAGCAUAUGAUCUGAUCUUAUUUGAGCAGCUUGGAUUAUUCAGAACUGAAUUUUAGUGCGAAAGUUUUAACUAUAUAGAAUUCAUUUUUCAGAAAGGAAAGGGAAUUUUGGCAUUGUCUUUCAUUAUGCUUAUUCAACAGUAAAAAUUUGCUUCCUUUUCUUCUCUGUAGCUUUUGUAAGAUGUGUGCAAAAAUGAAAGUGCAAAAGGGAACCAUUCCGUUAGAAGGGUCCUAAUCACCAGCAAGCUUGAAUCUUGGCGUAAUUCCAUCAGCGUCCACAUUCAUUGAUACGAUAUGAUGAGCAGUUAAAUAAUGAAAUUUGAAAAAAUUUUGUCUGAGGGCCCUUCCAACGGAAUUGUACCAUGAAAGUGUUCUAAAAGGAAUUUUCAAAUAUUCCUAUCAAUAAAUAUUUAUAAGAGGGAUACCUAAGGAAAAAGUUUAUAAGGAAGCUAAAGUAAUAAAUGUAUUCUAAAGAAAAAAAUGUUUUUAUAAUGAACAUUUGACAGCCUUUCAUAUUUGCAUACUUGAACAAAAUUAGGAUAUACAGUCAAUAGUGCCAAUGCAAAUUUUGAAAUGACUGCUAAGAUAAGUAUAUAUCCGAGAUCAAAUGCACUGAUGAUGUCUAUUACAAUUCUUUUAUCUCUCAGCAAACAUUUCAUUUUUAUUUUUCAAAGUCAUCCUUGAUGGACAUUUUAUGCAUGUUCUCUACUUCUAAUGUGUUUUGACUUAAUUACUGUGAUUGUUUUUAGUAUUCUUAAUUACACUUAUUUCUAACUGAGUUCAUAUUAAACUGAAUAAUUCAUGUUUAUCAAAUGACAAGUUAAAUCACUUUUGAAAUCUUGCUGUGUCUGAUCUUUCAUCUCACUUUGUACAUAUGUAUUAUUCUUAGAUAAUUACCUAGACGCCUGGAAACCAGAAGCUUUUUAUACACUUACCUGUUAUUCAGUGUUUUGUUACCUAGUCAAAUAACUUUAUAUUUAUUGUUCACAUAUAUUGUUAUUGUUUUGUUACAUCUCAAUCUAGUCAUUUAACUUGCCAAAAAUAACUGUGUUUCAAAUUUAUGUGUGUUAUCCACUUACAAGCUAGUCCUCACAAGAUUCACAAGGCUUAAAAAUCCCUUUCGUGUGUUGGUUUCAUACAUAUUUUAGAAUAAAAUAAGGAAUGUUGUUACAUGUAACUUAAGACUAUUUGUUCAACUCCUAAUAUUGUAAGGCGAGCAAAUUAAAUGUUGUUGUUAUUAUAGUAUUACAAUUUACAGUUUUGAUAAUGAAUGAUAUAUGCUCAGUUUGUAAGAAAGGUCUUAAAGUAUUAUCAAAUCUUUUGGUGAAAAAGGUAAAUUUUCUUUCCCCUAAAAUUUAAUCGUGUUAUGUAGCAUUCAAAAUUCAAAGUGAUUCCUAUAUUUGUGUAUAUUAAAUUAUUUCGACUUUCUUUAUUUUGAAACUUUUUUAUUAAGAACAAUUUGUAACAUAAUUAGAUCAUUAGAUAUAAGUCAAUAUUAACUAAUACUUUUCAAUCAAUUUCUUAGAUUGAGUCUUUAACAUUUUUCUGAAGAUUUAAAUAUUUAGUUUAAAUUCUAAAAAAUUCAACUCACCAAUAAAAACGUGAGAGAUGAAUUUUCGUUUUAAUUAAGAAUUUCAUUCAUAAAGGCAUUGAAAAAAGUUUUAGAUUAUUAGUUAUAGAAUUCAGAGUUAGUGCCAAAAGAACCUUUUAAAAUAUGUGCAUGUUAAAGGUGUUGCCAAGCUAUAAGAAAAGUACUUAAUACUCUGAGAAAUGGGAGAUUAUUUUUUUUUUCAUUGCUAUUACAAACCAAUGUUACAGGAUUAAUAACUAGUUUCUAAGAAGUGCCCUUCCUAGAAAUAAAAUUACUAGUCAUAUUAAUUAAAUUAAAUAUAUAUUUUUCAGUUCUGUUCAUUGGAGAGGAAAAAAACAUCAUUCUGAAAGUUUAAAUACUUGUUAAUAUUCAAUAAAGUUGAAUAUAAAAACAUACUGUCAUCUAUAUAUAUUUUUUAUUACUCUCCUUAAAUUAAAUUAUAUAACUGCAUUUUUUAAAACCAUUAUUAAGUUUCAACAUAAACAUUAUAUUGAAUGGUUAAUUUAGUCUUACUCACAGCUCACAAAAUAAACUUUUUAAAGUAAAAAAGGGGAAAAAAUCAUUAAAGAGAUACUUAAACAUUCUCAUUUAUCUGUGACGUGAGAAAUUUUAUUUAAUGCUCCUUAUAAUGUGCAAUAAAAAAGGCAGCUAUUGAAAGUCAGAAAUAGGUAAUAUAGAUACAGGCUGCAAGUUCAAGAUGAGUGAGAAAAAAAAAAGAGUUCAGAGGUUUUCUAGUGAUUUAACAUCUUUUAUCAAUAUUUAAAUAGAAAGAAUUUUGAUAAGGCUCUUUAGCUGGAUUUUACUUUAUUCCAACAAUUUUAUAAAAGCAUUAUUAAAUAGUUAAUAGCAUAAUUUUGCAAAUAAAAUUUCAUAUAAAAUAUUAUAUUGAUGUUAAUACAAAAAAAACUGUAUUAAAUUAAGCACAAUAAAUAAAUGAAAGUUAAUAGAAAAUUAAAAACUAUGCAUAAUUUUAAAUGGAUUAAAUGUUUAUUUCAUGAAUUAUAUAGAUUAUUAUUAAAGUCUACUAAACAUAUUUCUAUUAUCUUAAAUAAUGCUUAUAUUCUUUCUUUUAUUAUCAUUUUGGAAUAAAGUAAAAUAAUUCGUUUCGACUGCAAGGAUAAUAUAACUGUGAUCCAGCAAAAAUUAUUUUUGCAUAGUCACAGAUAAAAUGAAGUAUAGUGAAUUAUAUCUGUAACUUUUAUCCUCAAAAAUUAUUGUAUUUGAUGGUUCCCAGAAGAAUGCUUUUUAUGUAUUUUACUCAAUUUUAUAAGAUGCUGAUAAUGAAUGUUAAGUCAAAGCCAAUAAGAGUUACACUACAAUAAAUUUCUAUAGAAAGUUGAUUGUAAAGUUUUAUCCACUUGAGCACUUCUAUUGCUGUUAGGGUAAAUUUGUGAUGUAUUUAUACUGUUGAUGUAGACAUUAUUUAAAAUGAAGUUAUAGAGUACGAAAUUUGUGAGAGUUGUUUUAGGGUUCGGUGCUAAAGUGUACUUUGAUGCUACAGGCAAUCUAGAAGUUAUCUAUCAAGUUAUUUUUUAGAGUUUUAUGAUAAAAGAUUAUUAAGAGUUGGAGAGCUAUUAUCAAAGUAGAAGUAUAUGAAGAUAUUUUUUUCUAUAAAUUUCAACUGAAAAAAAAUCAAAUAAUUAUGAAUAUUAAAUAUCAAAUUUAAUUUUUUUAAUUUCAAUUAUAGAAUCAUGCAUUAAGUAUCAAAAGAUAAAAGUGCAUGAAUCAAAAUUGGGGAUGAAAUAAUGGAAUAUUUAAUAAAAAUUAAUUUUUAAAUUUAAGUAAAAUAUCUGUCAUUCAUUCAUACAAAACGAAAAUCAUUUAUUUUAGAGAUACAUAAUGGUGUUUAAGUUUCUUGCCUUAUUUAUUCAUGUAAUAACUUUUGAAUUAGCAUUAUUUUUCUUUAUUGGUAUUUUUAAAUAAAGAUUUUUUCCAUCUGUUUAGUAACUUUUCUUAAGUAUAAAAUAAAAAGUUAUGAAUGAUAAAUACUUUUAUGGUUAAAAUUAGUGCUGAAAAGAACAAGAAAAUGGGAAUGGUACAUUUUUUCCAAGGAACAGGAAAACAGAAAAGAUUUGAUCAAAGGUACAUUUCAAGAAUGUAAUCUUCACAAUAUAAAUGUGUACCGAACCAUUUAAUUACCUUUCGUAGGAUGCAAUAAAAUUUUAAUGUUUUUUCA